CAUCAGUGAUUGAGAAGUAGCAGGUUGAGUGAUUAGUACACCUGCGGAAGAAUAUCAUCUGUGGAUUAUUAUUAUUAUUAUUAUUAUUAUUAUUAUUAUUAUUAUUAUUAUUAUUAUUUUCAGACUUAUCAGGAGAGCUGAUGGCAGUGUCAUACGAGUUCAGCCGCAUUCUCACUAACGUCAUGAGCACGGUGUACCAGACUGAGGAGAGCAACCCUGGAGGCAUUUCUCUCCCAGACAGCAGGGAGCUCCUGCAGCCACUGUCCCUGGAAUCACAGGACCCCAGCAGCUGGUGCAGCGUCAAGCCGCAGUUCUGGAACAGGAACCACGUACUGCAGUGGAUCAGCCACCACGUGGAGAAGUUCGACUACGAUGCCAGCACCCUGGACAUGUCCUACUGCACCAUGGACGGGGCCACGCUGUGCCAGCUCUCCUGUGAAUCCCUGCGCACCAUGUUUGGGCCCCUGGGGGACCAUCUGUACCGCAGCCUCUGUGAGCAAAACUGCAAGAGCCUGGCGUACGACGACCUCGACACCGCCUUCGAAGACGUCAGCUACAUCAUCCGAGGGGACGAGGGGGACCUGAGUCUGCUGGACACCGUCCGGUUCGGCGCAGCCUGGGACAGUGACUUCAAUAUCAUCAUGGAUCCUUCCUGGAGUGAUACUGGCUAUGAGUCCGGCCCCACCUCUCCCGACAGCCUCAACAGCUCCAGUGCAGGAUCCCAGAGAUUCCAGACCCCUUGCUCUCCAGACUCCGUUGGAAGUGAUUCGGACCUCGAUUCAUCCAAAUCAAAAUUCACCCCCACGACAGAUAUGUACGUGAAGAUCGAAGGCUGUGACCUGAAGCCCUGUAAGCGAGGGAGGGGGCGGCCCAGGAAGCUGAGCCGCAGCGUGGCGGACUGCAUCGAGAUCAAGAAGAGCAAACACGCUCCUCGCGGGACCCACCUGUGGGAGUUCAUUCGAGAUAUCCUGAUCAGCCCGGAAAAGAACAACGGGCUGAUGAAGUGGGAGGACCGUACAGAGGGGGUCUUCAAGUUCCUCAAGUCCGAGGCAGUGGCACAGCUCUGGGGGCAGAAGAAGAGGAACAGCAGCAUGACGUACGAGAAGCUGAGCCGUGCCAUGAGGUACUAUUACAAGAGAGAGAUUCUGGAGCGAGUGGAUGGCCGGAGGCUGGUCUAUAAGUUUGGGAAGAACUCCAGUGGCUGGAAGCUGGGGGAAGUGAAUAGUGGAAAGUGAGUGGCCCGAGUGGCGGCACUGUGAGGUGCUUGAGAGGCUCCGGGACAGAGCUGGGUUAACGCCUGGGGUCCUGUAUGAGAUAAAGACGGUGCGUUGGAAGGACUCGGGACGGCAGAGCCGCAUUUGUGCUCUAUUGUUUUAGACUCUCGCCAAAAAGUGGCAAAAGUGUGUGUGCGCCUUUUUGGCGUCAGGAAACAGUAAGCCAAUAUUUCGGCAAUAAGUAGGUUGUAUGAACCGCUAAAAUGUAAUUAUUAUUGUUGUUAUUAUUUUAUGUUUUAUUGUUAAAGUUAUUGGCGACGAUCCUGAGACGUUGACAAUCACCAACCAGUCAUUCAAACAGAUAAAGCAUU
Polyodon spathula (Mississippi paddlefish) is the source of this 1585-nucleotide messenger RNA. It is a transcript of the gene elf3, whose product is annotated as E74-like factor 3 (ets domain transcription factor, epithelial-specific). The transcript is spliced from 8 exons. Bases 141 to 1235 code for a protein of 364 amino acids. NCBI's taxonomy places the organism in Eukaryota, Metazoa, Chordata, Actinopteri, Acipenseriformes, Polyodontidae. Gene Ontology annotation, cellular component: nucleus. Gene Ontology annotation, biological process: regulation of transcription by RNA polymerase II; cell differentiation. Gene Ontology annotation, molecular function: sequence-specific DNA binding; DNA-binding transcription factor activity, RNA polymerase II-specific. The record is from RefSeq and is a predicted model, not a curated record.